Messenger RNA from Aegilops tauschii subsp. strangulata, 1026 nucleotides. RefSeq lists its product as uncharacterized. Lineage: Eukaryota; Viridiplantae; Streptophyta; Magnoliopsida; Poales; Poaceae. Gene Ontology annotation, biological process: DNA transposition. The record is from RefSeq and is a predicted model, not a curated record. Gene Ontology annotation, molecular function: transposase activity; zinc ion binding; DNA binding.
AUGGCACUUGACAGGAUUUAUGGACUGGAGAGUGCUGUUGAUGAUGUUUACCCUGGAGUUGAGCACAGAGAGUGCAUGAGACAUUUAGCUCAAAAUUUCAGCAAGAAAUUCAAAGGGAAGUUUUAUGAUGACAAUCUAUGGCCUUGCUCACUAACUUACAACAUCAAGAAGCAUAAGUAUCAUCUGAACCCGCUGAAAAGCAGGCCCAAAGUAAAGGAUUAUCUUGAGGAGCACCACACAAAAAUCUGGGCUAGAGCAGAUUUCACUGAGUUGAGCAAGGUUGACUAUGUUAACAACAAUCUUGCCAAAUCAUUCAACUCCAGAAUCAAGAAAUACAAGGGCCUACACCUGGUGGAUCUGCUAGACAAGAUCAGGCGGUACAUUAUGGAGAUGUUUGACUUAAGAAAAAGAAUUUGCAUUGACCAUUUCAUUGGGCACUACAUAGUACCAGCAGCAAUGAAGGCAUUAAUGGAGAAAACUAAAGGUUUGGAGAUGAGCAUAGUUAGGAGAAGCCCGACAGAGGCUGAGGUAACUGCAACUGACAGAGAGAAGAGAGAAUGGAGGUACCCUGUGGACUUGAAAAAAUGGACUUGCAGUUGCAGACAAUGGCAGAUCACUAGUAAGCCAUGCAUCCAUGCCCUUUUCUUUAUCGCUACUCUAAGAGGUGAAGCUAGUGCAAUUGACAAGUAUAUCCAUAAGUACUACUCUGUUGAGAUGUUCAGAGCAACUUAUGCUAAAAACGUACCUGCUUUUGAAGGCAAGCAACAGUGGGACACUGUAGAUCUUGGAUUCAAAUUAUGUUCUCCUGUUCAGAAGCAAGCACCAGACAGGACAAGAAAACAGAGGAUUAGAGCUAGCAGUGAAGGAAAGGGCCUUGGGCCUAGGAAGAAGAAGUGCAAGAGUGUGGAAGAUAUGGACACCAAGCCAAGGAUUGCACACAAUCUGUUGAUCCAACCUUUGGAGAAGAAGAACGUUGGGGUGCACAAAAUGCAGAUGAUCAUCCUACAGCUAAUGAGCCAGCAAUAG